Messenger RNA from Pocillopora meandrina, 710 nucleotides. The record is from the annotation of a GenBank genome assembly. NCBI's taxonomy places the organism in Eukaryota, Metazoa, Cnidaria, Anthozoa, Scleractinia, Pocilloporidae.
AUGUGGACAUGUAUGUUUCCUUCGUGCGUAUUCAGCGCAAUAUCUUUGCGAAUUUUGUUCACUCGCCUGAAUUUAGUACACUCAGACGACGAAUUUCAAGUUAUCUGUGGUCUCGGGGACUCACCAGGUUGCCAAAAAGUUUUCCUUAAGUACAACAGUUUUUACAAACACGUUCGUAGAAAGCACGACGAUGUAUACAAAGGUCACACCCUUCCUCCAGUGCACGGGAAUUACUUUAUCGUGCCAACUGAACAAGGAAACGAGGACAAUUUGCAACACUCAGCUAAUUUGACUGUGGAGGAAGCCGACGAAUCUGGAGAGUUAGCUACUGUUCAUGAAACGGGCAUCGAUCCAAAUGAAUUGGAUGACCAGAUGAAAAGUAACAGUUUGCCGGGAAGGGGGGGAAGGGGCGUGCUGCUCGAAUGAUUUACAAGUGAGAUUGUUUGUUGUUGUUUUUUAGCAUGAGAGAGGAAUACGGACUACCUCAAAGUGCUUUUAAAUCUGUUAUGAGCUAUACUACGCAAAUCUGCCAGGACAAUAUGUUGUUAGCUGGCCAAAGAGUCAAGAGGAAAUUGGAAAACAGAAUUGAUAUUAGUGACUGUUUGGACUUAAGUGAUUUCCCCCCAUUUAAACGCUGCCACAGCGGUUGGUUAAGAAAUCAAUUUAUCAACCAACACUUCAAUGUUGUGGUAUGUACUUUUGAGGACUAA